ACACAAAUCCCUCAUCUGAAAUUAGGCCACUGACCUUCCAGGAUGACUCAAGCCAAAAUCCAGAGAACUUCAUGAGACUAUUAGAAAAAGAUGCUGAGGAGAGACGACACAGACGGAAGAUGAACGAGGACAAGGCUAAUGUAUUAAGGGAAAAGGGGAAUAAGCGUUCGCUCGAGGUGACUACGAAACAGCUGUUAGGUUUUACAGCGAAGGAUUGGACCAGCUGCGAGACGUGCAGACGCUCUACACAAAUAGAGCUCAGGCCUUUAUCAAACUGAAGAGAUAUAAGGAGGCCAUAAGUGACUGCGAGUGGGCUUUGAGGUGCAAUGGGAGAUGUGUUAAAGCAUAUGUACACAUGGGAAAAUCAUACUCGGCGCUCAAGAACUUCUCAGAGUCUAAAAUAUGCUAUCAAAAGAUUUUAGAGAUAGAGCCGCAGCGUGAGACCAUGGUCAAAGCCUAUAUGGCCCAAGUGGAUACAGAUGAGAAGGCGGCACUGCAGGAACAGGUGGCUUGGAAAGAGCUUCGGGAUGGAACAGAGCAGUACACAGCAAUUCCAGAUCUGCUGAAAAAGCUCAGCAGACCAAAUGAGAUCAAUCUUUACUACUGCGGUGGACUGGAGCUGCUCUCACGGGCUAUUAAAGACUGUACCGGGCAGACAUUAUUCAGAUUAAACAAUGGCUUCAGUGUCAUUAAUGGAAAAAACAUUGAAAGGAGCUGUCUUUCACAGAAUUUAAAAGAACCGUGUGCGGUGGAUCUAUGCUUGUCUGUCAUCAAACUAUGGAGGACAGUUUGUGAUGGAAACGAGCAAAACCAACUGAUGCUAAUGGAGUGUCCUGAUGCAAGAGAAUACAUUGUCCAGCUGUUGGCAUCACCGGUACAUGACAUACAUCGGGAAUGCCUGGAAUUGCUCAGAAUGUACUCACAGACUCGGCACGGACGGGAUUUGGUCAUCAACAACCUGGAUUUAUAUCGAACGGCAGAGGCCCUGAUGGGCCGCAUUCGCCGGGAUACGAGCUCAGCCUCUGCGCUGGCUGUUCUGGAGAGCUUGGCUGCAGAAAACAAAUUUAAAAUUCAGUUGAGGGAAAAAUUCAUAGCCAUAUUUGCCCUUCCUUUCGAGCAUCUGCUGUCAAACAUUGGGACGGCCAACCACGAGACGCUAGCCUCCUUAAUCUCUGUGAUCGGACGUUUGGCUCUCGAUGAUGUCAUUGGAGUUAAGCUGGCCAAUCGUUCCGAAUUUUGGAUAUGCUUUCUCCAAACCACGGAGCGCCAGGUUGGCUGUGAGUGGAGAUGUGUCCUUUAUCCCUUCCUGGGUUUGAUGAUCAACGUAGCCUCACAUCCUUGUCAAGUGACCCAGGAUUAUGCUGUUUUGGCCAGCAGCAGGUGCUUGGAACUGCUGAGCGAUUCCCAAGGAGGCAUUAUCACAAGAGCGGCAGGUCUGCUGAGUGUCCUCCUCCCAACGUCUCGCGCCGCCACUCAGGAAGUCGUGCAGAACGGGAUAGUGAAGAGACUGCUGAAGAUUCUGAAGGUAGGAGGAGAGAUGAGCUCCAGAUAUUCCAUUAAAGCCCUGGCAGUCUGCACUGCGUCUAUGCCACAGGCCUGUGAGGAGCUGGUUAAGCUUGACAAGAGGCUGCACACAUUGAGAAAACUUCUUGGCAGUAUUGAUGAGGUGGUAGUGGGGAAUGCAGCUCUGUGUAUAGGCCAUUGCUUGGGAGCAGAUGAAGCUGCUAGUAACCUCCUGGGCACAGACUGCGUGUCACUGCUGCUACGCCAUGCUGCUGGGGACGCCAAGAGAACGGCCGUCCAGCAGAAUGCAGCCAUUACCCUUGGGAAGCUGUGCAAAGCAGAGCCCAGGCACAUAGCGAAACUCAGGGAGCUCCAUGGUUUAGAGAUCCUUCACUCCUGUGUGAGAUUAAUCACAUGAGCCUCUACCCUCGCUCGCUUGCUUCUUCAGUCAAUGACCUCAUAACUCAGGGCAUGCAUGCAAACACACUCACACGCACGCACACACACACACACACACACACACACACACACACAUAAUGGAUGCUGCCCUUCACUUCGCAGCUACGAUCUUAAGUGAGGUCACAAAUUAUCCUUAAGGCCUAUCUUGAUUUUGCAGCUGUUUCCUGUUUUCAUUUUAAUUAGAGAGAAUCCACACUGACAUGUGACUCUGUUAUUUGCUGUUGUAGAGAACAUGUUGCCCCAGGACGAUAUUCACAAUGUUUCAAUUUCCUUUCAUCCUAAAUGACUCACUUGGCAAGUGUGCUGCUUUGAUUACACCGCUCUCUGUUUGUUGAUAAAUGGAUUAACGGCAGCUUUCAUGUGUUGAAUGGAAAUGAUUAAUAAAACUGC
Triplophysa dalaica is the source of this 2352-nucleotide messenger RNA. It is a transcript of the gene ttc12, whose product is annotated as tetratricopeptide repeat domain 12. The record is from RefSeq and is a predicted model, not a curated record. The coding region runs from base 356 to 1921 and encodes 521 amino acids. The transcript has 20 exons. Lineage: Eukaryota; Metazoa; Chordata; Actinopteri; Cypriniformes; Nemacheilidae.